Oryza sativa Japonica Group (Japanese rice) is the source of this 2260-nucleotide messenger RNA. NCBI's taxonomy places the organism in Eukaryota, Viridiplantae, Streptophyta, Magnoliopsida, Poales, Poaceae. The record is from RefSeq and is a predicted model, not a curated record.
UCAGCCCCUCUCUCUCCCGAUUCCGACUUCCUCCUGAUCCACCUCCAAAGCCCACGCCACCCGCACCGCACCACCCAAAGCGGGGGGAAACCCAAACCGGCGAAACCCUAGAUCUCUCUCCGCUCCGCCUCGUCGCUCCCCCAAACCCUAGAUCCCCGCCAUGCACCACCCCAGGGCGCGCUACCCGCCCGGCUACACCUCCGGCGGCGGCGGCGGAGGCGGAGGCGGAGGAGGAGGCGGCCGUGGUAAUGGCGGCGGCGGAUUUGGAGGAGGUGGCGGCGGCGGCGGCGGGAACCACGGCUACUACGGCCGGGGUCCGCAGCCGCAGCCGCAGCAGCAGCACUACCACCACCAGGCGCAGCAGCUGCAUCAGCAUCAGCAGCAGCAGCAGCACGCGCAGAGGAACAGCUCCUCGCAGCAGCAGCAGUGGCUGCGGCGGGACCAGGCCACGGCGGCGGCUGCGUCCGGGGAGGUCGCGGCGAGGACGGCGGCGCAGCUGGAAGCCGUCGACUCGAGCUCUGAAGAUUGGAAGGCACAAUUGAAUUUGCCAGCUCCAGAUACACGUUAUAGGACAGAGGAUGUCACUGCAACGAAAGGCAACGAGUUUGAGGAUUACUUUUUGAAACGUGAACUACUAAUGGGAAUAUAUGAGAAAGGAUUCGAAAGGCCAUCACCUAUUCAGGAAGAAAGCAUUCCAAUAGCUCUGACUGGUAGCGAUAUUCUUGCAAGAGCUAAAAACGGCACUGGCAAGACUGCCGCAUUUUGCAUUCCCGCACUUGAAAAAAUUGAUCCAGAGAAAAAUGCCAUACAAGUUGUUAUAUUGGUACCAACACGGGAACUAGCUCUGCAGACCUCACAAGUUUGUAAAGAGCUUGGGAAGUAUCUGAAUAUUCAAGUUAUGGUUAGUACUGGUGGAACCAGCUUAAAGGAUGACAUUAUGCGUUUGUAUCAACCUGUUCAUUUACUUGUUGGGACACCUGGUCGGAUACUAGAUCUAACUAGGAAGGGCAUCUGUGUGCUGAAGGAUUGUUCAAUGCUCGUAAUGGAUGAGGCAGACAAACUGUUAGCUCCAGAGUUUCAGCCUUCCAUAGAGCAACUCAUCCAUUUCCUUCCAGCUAAUCGUCAACUAUUGAUGUUUUCAGCAACCUUUCCAGUAACCGUUAAGGAUUUCAAAGAGAAAUACCUACCUAGGCCUUAUGUUAUUAAUCUCAUGGAUGAACUAACACUAAAGGGAAUUACACAAUACUAUGCUUUCGUGGAAGAAAGACAGAAAGUUCACUGUCUGAAUACACUUUUCUCGAAGCUUCAAAUAAACCAGUCCAUUAUAUUCUGUAACUCUGUUAACAGAGUUGAGCUACUGGCUAAGAAAAUCACCGAGCUUGGCUAUUCAUGCUUCUACAUUCAUGCAAAAAUGUUGCAAGACCAUCGAAACCGAGUGUUUCAUGAUUUUCGCAAUGGUGCUUGCAGAAACCUUGUGUGCACAGAUCUGUUUACAAGAGGAAUUGACAUCCAAGCUGUGAAUGUUGUCAUUAAUUUUGACUUCCCUAAGACUUCUGAAACAUACUUGCAUAGGGUUGGUCGUUCAGGGAGAUUUGGACACCUUGGUUUGGCGGUGAACUUAAUCACUUAUGAGGACCGUUUCAACUUGUAUCGGAUUGAGCAAGAACUUGGGACAGAAAUAAAAACGAUACCCCCACAAAUCGAUCUGGCAGUGUAUUGUCAAUGAUCAAUGUAACAUUGUAACGGUGUUUUUAUCAUUUACUUAUUGUUAGGCAAGUACAUCAGAUGUACAUAGCACCUCAUCAGGGUUUUAUUUGGUGCCUUGAUGACACAUCUAAGCUUAUAUUCCAUUAGUGAGGAAGUGUUUUCUGUCGGCACUGAUACUAAUCAUGUUAACUGUGGACUUGCAUUUUUGGCUGCUUGAAGACGCUGCUUGAAGACCCAGGGCUGCGGCCAAACUGAACCUUUUUCUUGCUCCUUGUAUCUGCUCAAUAUUUGCUUUAUAUUCAUUUGCUAGCGACAGUUUUGGUUGUGUUAUAUUAGGAUACUGCUGCUUGAGUCUGUUACCGUCACUGUGGUUCCUUAAUUUUCCUUUCCUUUUUCCCUUUUCUUCUCAUGUUUGGAUUGGACUAGUAGAAGUAUUUCCCUCACUGUAUUCCUCGUGUCAAUUUCUAUUAUCCUUGGUGUAGACUGUUAACUUUCUUUAAUUUACCCUCGUUUCGUAAUAUGUAUCCUUGCUAUUUGUGAUGUUUUACACCUA